Dentiscutata erythropus is the source of this 1227-nucleotide messenger RNA. Lineage: Eukaryota; Fungi; Glomeromycota; Glomeromycetes; Diversisporales; Gigasporaceae. The record is from the annotation of a GenBank genome assembly.
AUGGAUAUUAUUAAUAUAGAUGAAUCUAAUAUAAGACAAAAUCUUGAUGUACCGCUUUUCAACUAUAAAAGUGUUAAUUCAAAUUAUAACAAAUCUACUGAAGGACAAGACGUAGAAUUUUUCAGUUUUGAAGAUGAUUCUCAAGGCAGUAACCAAUUCGAUGAUGAAUCUGUAACAUCCGAUUUGUCAGACACAACAAACGUUGAUGCUAACAAAUAUAUUGAAAGUAAUGAUCUGUUUUCUGAAAAACCAAAGGAUCCCAAGAUAUAUAUCAAGAAUUCUCGUCAGAAGAAUUCUCUUGCAAAUAUGUUUAUAAGAUUCUUCAAUAGAUACUCAAAAUGUACCGAUUAUCCACUACUAAUAACAUUACAAACUGGUAGAGCAUUUAUUGAAAAUCUUAAACUCCCAAACUUUGGUUGGAGAAAAGAAGUUAUCUAUAAGUAUGAAGGGUUAGAAUACGGCCUCGAGUUCAGGACUUGGAAAAACGUAGAACAAAAUAUUCCAAUUAGAGCCUGUGUUAUGCCAAUUAUACUUUACUCGGAUGCUACUCUCUGUGACUAUUUAGGAAAAACAUCAAGACAUUCAGUAUUUAUGACACUUGGAAAUAUUCCUUUAACCCGCCGCAACAAAAUAGAUGCAAAAAUUCUAUUUGGCUAUAUUCCUACUAUGCUUCAACUAUUAAGAUCUCUAAGUAAUACUGAAAACAUAAUCAUCCGGAAUAAGAAUACAACUAAGGCUUCUUUACGUCAAGGUAAUAGCAAGAAAAUUUCUGUUCACCAUAUAAGAAAUGCAUUGUGGAAGCGACCAUACUUUAAUGUUUACACUAUGUGUGUACUAGAUCAUAUACACCAUGCGGAUCUCGGACUUUUCCAGUAUCAGUUAUGGUUUACCGUUGAUCUGUUGAAUUUAAAGUAUGGUGGUGGUCCAACAAAAAUUCUUGAGGAACAUCUUUCUCAAAUUUCUCAUUAUCCAAAUCUUAAGGUCUUCAAAAAUGGGUUUGAGAAAUUUAAUAAGUUAACUGCAUCAGAGUAUCGAGAUUUAAUGAAAAUAACGAUUUUCGCCCUGGACGAAUUAAUACCUGACAGAAAUCUCAAUAAACAAUUCUGGCGAAAUUACUUAUUGCCAUCAAUUUGUCAAUUCGGGUUUCCUAAUGGAUAUACAAGUGAAACAUAUGAAUUAUUACAUAAAUACAAUAUUAAGCAGCCUUAUCGUAUGACAAACAAGUGA